This is a messenger RNA of Seminavis robusta, 1092 nucleotides long. The record is from the annotation of a GenBank genome assembly. NCBI's taxonomy places the organism in Eukaryota, Bacillariophyta, Bacillariophyceae, Naviculales, Naviculaceae.
AUGUAUGCUCACGAAAAUGGAUGCCCAUGGAACAUGUGGACGUGUCGCUAUGCAGCAGAAAAUGGCCACAUCAAUGUCCUAAGAUAUGCCCAUGAAAAUGGGUGUGGCUUGACUUCAUUGGCAUGCCAACAUGCUGCCAAAAAUGGCCAUUUGGAGUGCCUCCAAUACCUACAUGAAAAUGGCUGCCCCUGGUUUGAAGACACAUGCUCUGGUGCAGCUGAAAAUGGCCACUUGGAAGUCCUGAUGUAUGCACACGAAAAUGGCUGCCCCUGGGGUGCAAAUACAUGUGCCAAAGCAGCACAAAAUGGUCAUUUGGAGAUUCUUGAAUAUGCUCAUGAGAAUGACUGCCCAUGGAAUGGCUGGACAUGCCACUAUGCAGCAGAAGAAGGUCAUUUGGAAGUUCUUGAGUAUGCACACAAUAAUGGAUGUGAAUGGAGUGCAUGGACAUGCAAACAAGCCAUUGAAAAUGGGCAUUUGGAAAUCUUAAUGUAUCUACAUGAACACGAUUGCCCCUGGAUUGACGAUGCAUGUGAACUAGCGGCCUACAAUGGGCACCUUGCAAUCCUUCAAUAUGCAGAUGCACAGGGAUGCCAAUGGGAUGAAAAGGCAUGUAACUUUGCAGCUGCAUUUGGGCAUUUGGAUGUGCUCCAGUUUCUCCAUGCAAGGGGGUGCCCAUGGAACAAAAAUACAUGUUUCCAUGCAGCAUCAAUGGGUGAGCUGGAAACACUUAAGUAUGCCCACGAUCAUGGCUGCCCUUGGGAUGAAAAGGCAUGCUCUGCAGCAGCUGGUGGUGGUCACUAUGAGGUCUUGAAGUAUCUAUAUGAAAACGGCUGUCAAUGGGAUGAGGACACAUGCACCCAAGCAGCCCAGAAGGGACAUUUUGACACUUUCAAAUUUGCCUAUGAACAUGGUUGUCCCUGCAAUGAAGACUUUUUAGUCACAGGUUUACGAAGCUGCAAGCAGGCCCGAGAAUUCCUGAAGCAAAAGAAGAUCCAGCGGCGUCAAUCCGCCCAGGAAUCGUCCCGACGCAUCUUUUCCUUUCGACAGGCCAAGAUCCAGUUCCCACCGACCUACUUCCUGUCCAGCAACUAA